AUGACUGGAGACGGAGAAACAGCAGCACGAGCGAGAAAAGCGAAAAAAGCAGCGGCAUCAAUCGCAAUGGUACCAAAAAUGUCGAGAAACUUUCCGGUCGAUAUCGCCACCCCAUAUAUGGUAUUAAAGUCGCGAUGUGCUCUGUGUAUUAACAAAAUCGGUCUUGUUCAAAUGGCUGGAGAGUAUGGAUCACGUAUUCAGGAUGAUACACGAACGAAUGCCAUUUUAAACGAUGCUCGAUAUCUAACUGUUACAGUGUAUGAAGAGACGAUGUAUCAAUUACAUGUCCAACUCGAUUGCGGUGGACAACCGGGCGGAGAUCCAUCUGAUAAUCCCUGCAGCCGUUCUCUAAGUGUGAGCGUGUGGAUUGAUUUCGACAACAAUGGAUUGGAUGAUGCAGAAAGUCGAGCUCUCCGUCGCUCUUGGUCAAACAAUGACAUACCUAAUGGUGCAUAUGAUUUGGGAAUACAUAUACCUAGUAUUGAUGGCAGGAAUACGAAAUCUGAAAAUCAUCGCAUGCGCCUUACUGUGAUGCCUACUGAAGAAUAUCAAAGAGACUGUGGCAAUAUCGGGUACAAAGAAACACGAGAUUACACAGUCAACAUUAUUCCAAAGGCGAGAUAUGAAGGUAAAUCUUUAUCUGUUUACUGAUUACACGUUUUGCAUCAUAAUGGUACAUGUCUGACCAUCCGUAUUGAAGAAAGUUUUCACCAACCAUUGCGCUUAUCUCGUCAUUUCAGGAAUAGACUUUAUACUCGAUUUGAGUUUCUUUAUUUUUUGACAUGUAUUUUUUCGACCGAACUAGAUGAUAUCAGAUCCAUGAUUCCUUUUCUGAUGUAGCUUCAAAAAACAGUUUUACGAGAGAACUUUUGCUCGAAUCUGAUAUUUCAUUAUUGUCAAUCAGCUCUGCAGCUAUAAGAGAGACAUUACUAGACACAAAGUGCAUUUAGCUCUUUUAUCAUUAGAAGCGUCGUUAGUCUUAUAUCCAAACUGAAAUAUCGACGAAAAAAAGGCAUAAUGAAUAUUAUGUAUUGCAAAAGGCAUACACAUGUAAUUUUUCUAGAAUAAAAAAGCUCAUUAGUUUCAUAAAGCGCACAAAUCUCUCUCUGUCUUAAGAGGCAGUGCACGAUAGGGACGAACUAAGUUGCGCAAUGAUUUUCUGAAGAAUGAAUGAAGUUCGCAAAUUUUUCUCAAAUUUUCAGAGCGGAUAGAGAAAUGUGUCUUGAACAUUUUUGUCUUUGACAUUUCCUUUCAAAGCGCUUUCCCUCGACGCUGGAGCUCUUGCAAAAUAGGUCGUAAAAUACAGAAAAAAAGCGAUUUUUCAGUCGAAAAUUUUGCUUACGCUAUAAUUCCGUCAGAUCAAAUGCUAAUGAGCUUAAAUUUUUACCAGGGCUGUCUUAGUAUGAGUACUAUCCAUGAUAAAAACUCCAACUCUUCUGAGUUAAGCGUUCUCCAGAAAUAGUUUAUUCGUUAGACAUAGAUAAAACGUCAUCGGCCGUUUUGCAAAGCGGUUUUUGCAGCGAACAUGGUCCGUUUGAAGGGCUCUCUACGGUCUCGUGAAGUAGACCCAAAGUACUACCAUGGAUCAUCGUCAAAUUUUUGGGGAAAUGAUGGAAAACACUCGAGGGUUUCUUGUCAAAUACGGUCAGCGUACUCUCGGAAAAACAUGAAAAUUUUUCUCUUAAAAACUAGUGAAUUAUACGCCAUUCGACGCAGAAUUUCAUUCUACAUCUAAACAUGUAUCAACAAAGAUUCGGCAGUGCAUAGAAAAGGAGAAAAAACCCAACAACUUCCGAUUUUCCAAGGUUUUUCGGAAAACAUAUUUCGAAAAUUAUCGUGAAAUUCAGUUCACCUAAACAACUUUUUUGGUUUAAUAGUUUAAUGCAGAAUUCAAUUUUCUACCGAUCGAAACCGCGGAUUUUUAACAUUAAACCUCGAUUUUUCAGAGAUGGUUUUUCGAAGCCCCUGAUAUUUAGCCUCUGAAAACCUUUUCGGAAAACAAAGAGAGAUGGACCAGAAAGAGAAUUUUACGCGGAUUCCAAAUAUCACUUUAUUCUUGAAUGAUGAUCUUUGCUUCACUCGAUAGUCGCAACUUUUAUAAUUAUAUAAUUUUAAAAGAUGGUAGAAAAGGAUUUGACCGCCACGGACGAAAAAAUUCUUUAGGUGAACU
This is a messenger RNA of Didymodactylos carnosus, 2170 nucleotides long. The record is from the annotation of a GenBank genome assembly. Lineage: Eukaryota; Metazoa; Rotifera; Eurotatoria; Philodinida; Philodinidae.